Molecule: messenger RNA, 1641 nt
Organism: Solea solea (common sole)
Lineage: Eukaryota; Metazoa; Chordata; Actinopteri; Pleuronectiformes; Soleidae
Product: proline-rich protein 15-like protein
Exons: 2
Coding region: 318-701 (127 amino acids)
Source: RefSeq, a predicted model, not a curated record
GUAGAAGAAAGCCGCUCCUUAUAAAUGUGGCAAUUCAUGUUGUCGAAGAGCACGGGAGCUUUUUACAGCUGCGGGGGAAACGAAAUUAAAGUUCUGAGAGGUGGGAGAUGUGAGGAGUCGGGACACCUGGCUCGUGCGUAAAAUGGAUACUGUUGCGACGCGCUGAGGGACUGCUGUCAGAGUGCUUCACCACAGAAGAAGAACAAGAAGACCGCGCAUUAACACGCGUUAAUGUGCAACAUUUAUUUAUUUGAAUUUAAACCGCCGCAAGUGUCCACACCACCUGUUGUAGCUCAGUUUCCUCCCUCCAGUCAAAGAUGACCGAGAGGGCCCCGUGGUGGAAGGCAUUUCUUCCAAAGAGGAAGAGUGCUGGUGCCUCCAAGGAAGCGGGUUCACCCAACACCCUUGACCCAGACUUUGACCCCUUUGCACAGCAUCCAGAGAAGCACAGAGAGCCGUCCAAGACCGCCACUGACCAGACCCAGUCUCCACAGGACUCCGGCAAGAACUCCAGCCUCCACAGCGACGACACCUACGACGACUCCCACCUGGAGUCCGUCUUCAACGAGCAGUCGUGUCGCCGGAACAUGAAAGUUUCGCGCUCGGGCAGGUUCAAAGAGAAGAGGAGGGUGCGCUCGAGCCUUCCCAUUCAAGAGAGAGAGACAGAGGGCAUGGCGUCGGGCAGAGAGGACAAACGGUGAUGGAGGAGGACAAUGACAGAGACUACUUUUACAAAGAUGCUUGAAGAGGACGGAGGAGUGAAUUGAGUACGUGAACAUGCUUGAAGCACUCGAGGCACCCCAGCAGGUCUGUUAUGGUGACGAUGAUGGAGGUGACCAGGAGCAUUCAACUUUAAAACAAAAUACAUACUACAGGAGUAAGGUCUAUAUUGUAAAAGUAAUAUUGAAGAAUUGACCAUGACCCAUGUGCCAGAGGAACAAGACACAUAAAAAUGCAUUCUUAUUUGUUUACAAUGGUGACUAAACCAUUUUGCCAACAUUGUCCCAUAGACCCUCAGUGAAAAUGCAGCGAGCACUUACAAACUUAGCUCAGGUCCUGCUCAGUGAAUCCGUUUAUUCAUUGGAGAACUCAUAAAAUCGCCUGCAAACUUUAACAAGCGCAGUCACGGCACAUUUGGAUCAACACAAAAGAUAAAUGUGCUCCAAACAAACGUUGUUUAAUGUGAGAUGUUUACAUUUUUAUUUUGCCAUAAUAAGAAUAAGAAUAAUAUAUGUUUGAUAAUGAAGGAUAAAUGCUCCCUUUUACAGUGCUUUUACAAAUCAUGUUGAUUCUAAAGGGUGAGAAGGAUCGUUAUGAAGGUGUAAAUGAUUAUUUUUGUGUGUUUUUUUUGUUUUUUGCCGUAAUGUGUCAGAAGAUGAGAGAGAUGCUUGUGUGCAGCUAUAAGUCACACGUACACUUGCCAGCAAAAUGCAUCAAAUAUUUUUAAUGAAGGAUGAAACCUGGCGUGUUUUUAUAUAACACACCGGGACCCAAACAAAAGCUAUUCAAGUAUGAAGUGAUGAUGUGUACAACUGAAGCAGAAACGGCUAUGUGGCUAUAGAAGUAUGAUCCAGCCUCUCAUUUAGUUUGCUUUACAGUACUACUGUAUUUUUUUUGGAAUAAAUCUGGUAACUCCUACAA